Molecule: messenger RNA, 3838 nt
Organism: Apis mellifera (honey bee)
Lineage: Eukaryota; Metazoa; Arthropoda; Insecta; Hymenoptera; Apidae
Gene: dpr12
Product: hemicentin-1
Exons: 7
Coding region: 773-1678 (301 amino acids)
Biological process (GO): synapse organization
Cellular component (GO): neuron projection membrane
Source: RefSeq, a predicted model, not a curated record
ACCACGGAACUCUACCAACGACCGACGCUUUUGAGAAAAAAAAAACGCUUAUUUCUACGUGGCGUCAUCAUCGAGAUAAAUUUCACCAGUGAGAUGAGUUUACUCCACUGUGCGCUGUCGCGAGUGUGCGGUCAAUCGUGAGUCGAUUUCAGUGAUUUCCUUCUCCAACGAGGACGAGAGGAAAAGUUGUCUCUUUCGUUUUUCUUUUUACUUUUUUUUGGUGGUAGUGGUGGUGGUGGUUCGGAACCUAUCCCAUCCAUAUCUACGUUUACGUACCACACGUUUCGUGGUGGAUAAAUCGUGGUGGAUAAAACUUGCCUCUCAUUCGUGUGCAACGUUUUCUAUAACGUUUGUAAGAAGAGAAGAAGAGGAGGGAAUAUAUAAUUGAAUCGUCUGAAAGAGAGUGACUGAAAAAUUUCAACGGUGAUUUGUGCCGGAUUUAUCGUUACAUUUACUACUACUAAUAAUAAUAAUUGCUACGCUCGGAUUCUCAGUUCCAAAGAACGCAAAGUGUGGCUCCCGUGAGUAUCCCGCGAGUGUACGGGGGAUAUUAUCAUGUAUCCCCGAUCGCAGCCCUCCUUUGAGGGUUAAUUUUCACCGAUCUCCGACGUCUCAGGUUCCCGACCCCGCUGUGUAACCGUGCACCCUGGAACUAGAUCUAACUGCGUCUCUUCUUAAGGGAUCCCCGAUCUCGGCGCAAAGAGUUGGUCCCAGCUAGGACCAACCGUGUACCACAUCCCCGCGCUGAAAGAGGACUCGAAACCUCGCAAGGAUGCGGGACCGGCUAUCGUGGUACAUGGUCUUUCUGAUCCUACCGACAAUUCUUCUGGCCAGGUCGCUCGAUAAAGAAAAUUUUUUUUCAGAUCGACGCGUCCCGUACAGUAUACCGGCAGACUGGAAGGCGUUGUGGUUCAGCAAUCUGGACGAUCUGCAAAGAGUGAACGAUGCGAACGACAACAACACCGUCUCGAACGUCACCGUGCAAUUGGGCGGGACCGCGUUUUUGCAUUGCAAAGUUCGCAAUUUGGCAGACAGAACGGUAUCCGACGCUGAGAUAUCCUGGAUACGGCGACGUGACUUCCAUGUGUUAACCAGCUCCACGUUCACGUACACGAACGACGAGCGGUUUCAAGUUUUGCAUCCCGAGGGCUCGGACGACUGGACUCUUCAGAUCAAAUACGUUCAGGACAGAGACAACGGGACCUACGAGUGUCAGGUCUCGAGGAGUACAGGGAUAUUAUCGCACUUUGUCAAUCUAAACAUAGUUAUACCAGAAGCGUUUAUAUUAGGGAGCGGCGAGCAUCACGUCGACGUAGGAUCCAUUAUAAAUCUCGUAUGCAUAAUAGAAAAGAGUCCAACACCGCCGCAAUAUGUUUUCUGGUAUCAUAAUAAUCGAAUGAUAAAUUACGACACUACGCGAGGCAGCAGCGUAACCGUACAAACCGAUUCCAGCUCGACUCAAAGUCGGCUGACGAUUCACCAAGCGGUUGAAUCGGACACAGGCAAUUAUACGUGCAGCGCCUCGAAUACCAAACCGGCAUCCAUCUAUGUCUUUGUCACAGAAGGUGACAAAAUGGCAGCCAUACAGCGGCGCAAGACGUCGGCCGCGAAGAAAAAUUUCUGUGAAUUGCUAGUACUAAUUGUCACAAUUGCGAUAGAGGUCGUUUUAACGCGAUAAAGCGUUUCUCUUCGAUAUGUCCAUUAUUAUUACCGUUACUUCCGUUUGUGAUAGAUAGGCUACUAUUUCUGCGAUUUUAACCCCUCUUCUCUAUUCAUCCUCCUCCUUUCCCAUUUGAAAGUUGAACAUCGUCGUAUCCCGAUAUUUCUUAUUUUUUUCUCUCCGCGAAGAUUCUUUUUUUUUUUAAUACGAUAUUUAACAUUUUAUAUAAUUUUCAAUUUCUCCAUGCCAUCGUCGUUAUCUUCCCAUUCCUUCUUCCCAUAUCCCUUCUUUCGUUUCUUCCUUCCGUUCCAAAUUAAAUCGCGUUCGUACAAUCUCGUUAAGUCUCUUGUCGACCCGUGUCAUCCUCAUCCUGUAAUAUUUUCUUUUCGAUCGUCGAAACUGAAGCCGCCGGUGGCUCGAAUUUAUUUCGACAUACGAGAUUUUCAUGGUGGAUCGUUCUUGCGUGUCUUGUCCACGUGUUCUUUGACGCGCGACUGAUGUUGUAGGGAAAAAAAAAGAUCUUUAUCGGUAAUCACAAUUUCUCUCUCUCUUUCUCUUUCGCUCCUCUCCCUUCUCUCUCCAUCUCGAGUAGAAUUUGUUCGUUAAUUCGAAACCAAUACGCGGAUAUUUUCCUUCCCGUCGCAAAAAGUAUUUUCGGGGGAACGAAACUGAGAGAACCAAAAAACUCGAGAUGCGUAUCGACUGUCUCAGUUACAAUCAUCCAAGAGGGAAUGAGAAUCAAUAAUGUGCAAUAAAAAUUUAUAAGUAUACGUGAUUGAAUAAAUAAAGAAAAACGAAUCGUAACGUGUCCUAUCUUUGUUCGUUGUACAACUUUUUUUUUUCUUUUCUUCAAUACCUGAUAUCGACUCUUUAUUAUCAGAAAAGGAAAAAAGGGGGGGAGGAAAAAAAGAAGAAAAGAAAAUAAAAAGAAACGAAAUCUGUGAUCGUGUCAGUUUUUAUAUACAUAUAUAUAUAGCCGUUUUACAGAUUCGCUGUAAGAUUAUUUUUUCGAAAGCGAAAAAUUCCAAUUGAAGUCUUAUUAUUCGGCGGGCACAUUCGCGUGGAUCUCUUUGGGAAAAUGGAAUGGAUUGAUUGUAAUCGCGAUAUUUUUCGAGAAGCAAUAUGGAUACGUCACGUCGAUUUAACUUUAAAAAAAAAAAAAAGAAGAAGGAGAAACGACGAUAAAAAUCCUCCCUGAUUCCGUUUCAAAUAUAAUCGUGCAGAGCAACACGUUGUGGCAGUUUUCCACGGCACACGUUUUUGCGCGGCUCUCGUCGAAACGAACACGGACACGGAAUUAAUCACGAGAGCGUAUUGAUGUAUUCAAAGUUUGAAAUUUCGACGGUUUUACGACGAGCAUCGAAACGAAUUCGCGCGGAACUGCAAUGUACUUCCCUCCCCCCCUCCUACCAUUCACGCGCGUUUCCUUGUCGUUCGAUUAAUCAUCGCAAGAUGAUGUUUCAAUCCCAGUUCUGUACUUCCACCGCGAAUCUAGCCUAUAUCCUUCUUUUUUGUAGUUUCAUAGGUGCAACAGUAUCGUAGAGAGAGAUCGGUGUUUCUUUCUACCGUGUGAAUUUCUUAUCUUCCCUUAAUUAAUUAAUUAAUCGUUAUUACACCAAAGUGUAUAAAUUGUACGCAAACAUUGGAAGAUCGAUCAAACGAAAUUUUUUUCUUAAAUAAUUUACAUUAUAAGAUUUUUGUUUUUGUUUCGAGUUUUUAUUUUAGAACGAGACUGUGAAUGACAAGAUAUUUUCGUUUCAACGUUGAUAGAACAAGAAAUACGACCAUUGAAAAUUUUGUACUUUCGAUACGAAUUUAUGCGGUCUCCAUGAAUGAUUGUACGACAUGUAUGUAUUUUUAAUUUGUCCUCCGUUUAAAAUGAGCCAAGGAUUAAAAAAAAAUUAGUAACGAUGAAAGGAAACAGGUUUUUUUUUCCUCUACACAAUUUACCAAUCGACUAUCUUGUAGGAAUUGUUGUUUUAACGACAUUUCGUCUGCAUUUGAUAAUCAUUUGUUAACGAUUUGUUAACAUAUAUCGUGAAAAAGAGAAAAAAAGUAAAAAAGUUUCUUGUUUUCGAUUGAGGAAAGGGAGCGGGAAGAGAGGAGAAUGGAAAAUCGCGAAAAUAGAAGAGAACUUAAAUGCGGACGAAAGGUUAAAAAAAAAAAAAAAAACAGGGA